Molecule: messenger RNA, 3135 nt
Organism: Dioscorea cayenensis subsp. rotundata (Guinea yam)
Lineage: Eukaryota; Viridiplantae; Streptophyta; Magnoliopsida; Dioscoreales; Dioscoreaceae
Product: glutamate receptor 3.1-like
Cellular component (GO): plasma membrane
Molecular function (GO): glutamate-gated receptor activity
Source: RefSeq, a predicted model, not a curated record
CUAUCUUCCCUUUUUUGUUCUUCAAACUUCAUAAUUCUCAUAUAUGGUUUCAAUGCUCUUCUUCUUCUUCUUCUUCUUCUUCAUUCUUAUUCAGAGACAUGCAAUAAGAAGCAUUGGUGAAGAUGGCUAAUAAGUUUGUUCUUUUACUUCUUUCUCUUUGUUUCAUUUCAAGUGGAUUCAGUACAAGACCACCAGUUGUGAAGCUUGGUGCUGUUUUCUCAGUCAACUCCACCAUUGGAAGAGUUGCCAAAGUAGCCAUUGAUGCUGCAGUGGAUGAAAUCAACUCUAAUUCCACUCUUCUCAAUGGCACCAAACUUCUUCUCCAAAUGCAUGACUCCAAAUGCAAUGGAUUCACAGGGAUUGUUCAAACUAUUCAGUUCAUGACAACUGAUGCUGUUGCAGUAAUUGGACCACAGUCUUCAGACACUGCUCAUGUGAUUUCCCAUUUUUCUAAUGAGUUUCAUGUCCCUUUUCUAUCCUUCUCUGCAACAGACCCCACACUAACUUCCAUUCAAUUCCCAUUUCUUGUUAGAACCACACAUAGUGACCUUUUCCAAAUGAUUGCCAUUGCUCAGCUCAUUGAUUAUUACCAAUGGAGAAAUAUUAUAGUUGUUUAUACUGAUGAUGAUUAUGGAAGGAAUGGUAUAGCUUCUUUAGGUGAUGAGCUUGAGAAAAUACGCUGUCAGAUAUCGUACAAAGCCGUAUUGUCACCGGGAGCUACUCAAGCCGAUAUCAGCAAUAUGCUUGUUAAGAUUGCAUUGAUGGAGUCUCGAAUUAUCAUCGUGCAUGCAAACAUUGAUUUUGGUCUCACAGUCUUCUCAGUAGCUCAUUAUCUUCAGAUGAUAUCUAAUGGUUAUGUGUGGAUAGCAACAGAUUGGCUCUCAUCUUUUUUAGAUUCUUCUGCACCAGUUGAAAUGGAAAUCAUGAGCACAUUACAAGGAGCUCUCUCAUUGCGCCAACACUCACCCAAGUCGGUAAAGAAGCACAAUUUAGUAUCGAAAUUUCCCGAACUAAGAAAGCGAAAAAGCAAUGAAGUUUUUCGAAUUAAUUCUUAUGGUUUACAAGCUUAUGAUACUGUUUGGUUGAUUGCCAGAGCUCUUGAUUCUUUCUUCAGAGACAAUGGAACUGUUUCAUUUUCUAAAGAUUCAACACAGCAAUACUUCAGCCUUGAUGCAAUGACAAAAUUUGAUGAUGGACAAACUCUGCUGAAUAAGAUCAAAACAACAGAAAUGGAUGGUGUGACAGGGAAAAUUCAGUUUGAUUCUGAUGGAAAUCUAAUUAAUCCUGCUUAUGAUAUUCUUAAUGUUAUAGGCACUGGUUUAAGAACUGUUGGGUUCUGGUCAAAUGCUUCAGGAUUAUCAACAAGACCUCCUGAAAAAAUCUACACAAACAUGACUAGUAAGUCCAGUGAGAAUCACAAGCUUCAUACUGUGAUUUUUCCCGGGAAUCAUCUACCCCCUCGCGGUUGGGUUUUCCCUAACCAUGGCAAGGAAUUAAGGAUUGGAGUUCCUAACAGAGUUAGCUACAAAUCCUUUGUUUCUUGGGAUCCAACUACUAAUACAGUGAGAGGAUACUGCAUAGAUGUUUUUUCUGCUGCAAUUGCUUUACUCCCAUAUGCUGUUCCAUAUAAAUUCGUACUAUUUGGUGAUGGAAUUCGCAAUCCAAACUAUACUGAUCUUGUUUUUAGAGUCUCAACAAAAGAGUUUGAUGCUGCAGUGGGAGAUAUUACAAUUGUAAAAAGCAGGACAGAAAUUGUGGAUUUUACACAACCUUAUAUUGAUUCUGGGCUUAUUAUAGUUGCACAUACACAAAGAUUUAGAUCAUAUGUUUGGGCAUUUCUGCAGCCAUUUACAGUUGAAAUGUGGUGUACCACAGGUGCAUUCCUUAUUUUUGUUGGAACAGUGGUUUGGCUUCUUGAGCAUAGAGUUAAUGAUGAUUUCCGCGGUCCACCGAAGCAACAAUUUGCCACUUUGAUCUGGUUUAGCUUCUCAACUUUGUUCUUUGCUCACAGGGAGAACACAGUGGGAACUCUUGGACGUAUGGUUCUUCUGAUAUGGCUUUUUGUGGUGCUAAUAAUUCAAUCAAGUUACACAGCAAGCUUGACUUCAAUCCUGACAGUAAGACAGCUCUUCUCUCCAAUAACUGGAAUUCAUGGAUUAAUAGCAAGCAAUGAUCCAAUUGGCAUUCAAGUUGGUUCUUUUACUGAGAACUAUCUUGUUCAAGAGCUUGGAAUAAAAAAGUCCAGGAUAAAAGUUUUAUCAGAUGCAAUAGAGUAUACAAGAGCUCUUGAGCUUGGUCCUAAUCAUGGUGGUGUUGCUGCUGUUGUUGAUGAACAUCCAUAUCUUGAGCUCUUUCUCUCAAGUCAUUGCCAAUUCUCUGCCAUUGGCUCUGAUUUCACCAAAAGUGGAUGGGGAUUUGCAUUUCCAAAAGAUUCACCUUUGGCAGUGGACCUAUCAAUAGCAAUCCUUACACUGUCAGAGAAUGGUGAUCUUCAGAGGAUUCAUGACAAGUGGUUAACAAGAAAAGGUUGUAGCAGUGAGAACAAAGAAAUAGAUUCAAAUCAACUGCAACUUAACAGUUUCUUGGGUUUGUUCAUGUUGUGUGGAAUGGCAUGCUUUCUAGCUCUUCUCAUUCACUUCUCCAUCAUAAUGCGCCAGUUCAUCAGGCAUUACAAUCCAACUGAUUCCAUUGCAUCCAGAAACACUAUAACUGGGCGCAGCUUUCAGGAUUUUCUUUCUUUUUAUAAUGAGAAAGAGGAAAAUGUGAAGAAUACAUCCAACAGGAUGAUGAUGAUGCAGAAUGGAGAAAGCAAUGGUGUCGAUGAUGAUAAUUAAUUGUCUAUGAAUAGAUAGAAUUUCCCAAGAAACAAAAAAUUAAAAAGAAAAUUUCUCUAUGUAUAUGUUGUGGAUUUUUUUUUUUACAUUACUGUGGAACAUAGGACAUGUCUAUGAUCUUAGUUAAGUAUUUUUACAUGUUAAGUGGUUCAUAGAACCAAAUACUUUCCAUGGUUGUUGAAGAAACUUCUCACUUUUAACUCUAGAACCUCUGCAUCCUCUUGGUUUAUAUUGUUCUUUGGCUGUUUGAAAUUUCUGCUAAGGGUGGUGCUAGUUUCUUUAUUUCUGACACGGAUAAUAA